Messenger RNA from Cordyceps fumosorosea ARSEF 2679, 4083 nucleotides. Its product is annotated as ankyrin repeat protein. Gene Ontology annotation, molecular function: metal ion transmembrane transporter activity. The record is from RefSeq and is a predicted model, not a curated record. Lineage: Eukaryota; Fungi; Ascomycota; Sordariomycetes; Hypocreales; Cordycipitaceae. The transcript has 5 exons. Gene Ontology annotation, cellular component: membrane. Gene Ontology annotation, biological process: transmembrane transport; metal ion transport. The coding region runs from base 1 to 4083 and encodes 1360 amino acids.
AUGCCACAGAGCACCGAGCUCUCCAAUACAUCUCCCGCACAAGCCUUUCCUACCCGUCCCGCGAAUGUCUCGACGCCACAGCCCUUAGCUCGUGAGUCCAAUGCUCGUCCAGAGCAGCAACUGCCGGCUCGGGAAUCAAACUUCAGUAAGAAAGACAGUUGUGAUAAGCCAGACGCCGUUGAAAUCGAAAAGUUGGAGGAUUUCAUAGCGACGCCAAAGACCCCCAGCGAAGGCGAGCGGUUCCUCCUCGACCCGGCCGGCGACCUGACCUAUGACAUAACCACCGUCGACGUUGUCACAGUUCCGUGUCCUGGCGGCGAUCGACUGCGUACAUGGAAUCGCGAGGGACUCCUAGGUCGCUACUUUGGCGCACCUUCCAUGCGCGAUGCCGAGGUCGGUGGCGGCGGCGAGCGCAUUUCGACGUCCUGGGUCCGCCAGGGCCUGCGCCGGGAAGCGAACAAGGCGCGCAUCCUACUAUACGCGCACCCUCCUUUAGCCGAGGGAAUGACGCUGAACAGGCUCGCGGAGGAUUUUCUGCAGGCGAUCCAUAAGCUGAGAGUGCGAGAAGGCCAGCCGCAUCGACCGCUGCUCGUCCUCGGCCACAGCAUUGGCGGGCUCGUAGCGAAGAUGGCGAUGGUGCGCGCCAGCCGCGACGCCAAGUACCGGGACAUCCUCGAUGAGUGCUAUGGCAUAGCCUUCUUCGGCACUCCGCACCAGGGCUCGAGCUACCUAGCGAUGCACUCCCUCGCAGGGAGCGUACAGCGCCUACUGCAGCUAUCGGCGCCGCUGCCCGAGACGCUCACGGCGGAUCUGCGGGUAGGUAGCAGCCUGCUGUCGCACAUUGACGAAGACUUUAAAGAGAUCGCGAGCGAUCUGAGGAUAUGGACAUUUUAUGAGACCAUUGAUUCACGCCUGUUCGGACGCGGUGCUGGAACAGGCGUAGCCCGGACAACAACGACACAUGGAAACGCCGCCGACGGAGAUAAGGUAUACUUUACAGCACCACUGACGUCCAUCAAGUCGGCCAUUCUCGGCAUGCGCCAAGAGAGAAUAUUUCCGUUGCAGAGCGAUCACGCAAAUGUAGCGUCUUUUGGCCGGCAUAACGUUCAGACCCUGCGGCUGUUCCUGCGGCAAAUUGCUGAGCAGGUCGAGCACGCCGAUGCCAAUAUUGCCAGCAGCGUAGACGAGCAAGGAACCGCUGCCGCGCACUGGUCAAUGCCAGAUCUGGAGCAAAAGGUCAACGUCGAGAUACACGGCUUCUUCGAUGACCUUGUCGCCGGCGCCGGCGUGACGGCUGGGCGCGCCUGGUCCACUCGGCUUCCGCUGCGCGAGUUCAUCAGCAAAGGCCCCGACGAGUGCUUAAUCGAGAGACUGAACGAGGUGGACGGCUCACCAAGUCAAGGCCAGUUUCUCAAGGCAAGGGGUCGAACAUCGCUGGCGCAGGUGGAUGGUAGUGUUGAGCACUCGCCUUCGCCGUCGAGGGCAAUCAUAUCCGUCGCUCCGGCCAUGACAGUCAAGGACGCGCUCGGUAUCGACAGCAAGAUCAUUGAGCCCAUUGAAGUGGUAGCACCCAUGUCGCCCAUCAUCCAACCCCUCAACAGCCUUCCAAGAACUGGUCCGCCGACGUGGUCCCCCAAGUCUGCUCCAGUCGGCCCUAUCGCCUCCCCGCCAUUUUGCGUGCCGUCGCCGCCGAGCCGAUAUGCAGCUUCAGUCGUCCCACACGCAUCACCGCUGCUACGGGCGGCGCAGUUUGAGCAGGACCUAUUUAUCGACCGGCUCUCCCCGCCGCUACGCGGACGUAGAGCGACGGGCGGCAUCUUGUCUCUGAGUCGGUCGGCUAGUCUGGGCAGCGACGGAGCGGCCUCGCGGAUCAGAUAUCGCGACUUCCCGCCAUUUUCCGUGCGAAGUCACAGCACGGGUGGUGGUGAUGACGACAUGAUGAGCGUUGAAGAGGAAGGGGGCCUGGAGGCCUCACCGCCGCUGCCGGAGAAUAUUUUUGGUGUGAGGUCAGUCUUUGGAGGCGACCGCCGGAUGGAGGCGGCAGUUUUGCUUAAGCCAGAGGCGCAUGCCAAAAAGUUUACGUGGAUUCAUCUGGCGUACAACAACCCUGCUUGGGUAAAGACCAUCCUGCAGACUCUCCAAGUAUGCUCUGGAAAGAACCUAUCACAUCUAUACGGACCGGACUUUUGGGCGACAAAGCAUACGCGAGGGCGACACUCGCAGCAUUAUGCCUACUUUGCGAAGCCUGGAUGCUACUUCACCGCGCCAAGACCUUUAUCACCGAUGAGCACCUCGGCAAUAAGCCCUACCAUGGCACCGUUUGCAGCUGAAGAGGGCAUGUACACCUGCCUAUUUCUCCCGUACCUGCAUUUCGACACUUACAAGCGCCUUCUGCGGCGGCGCAACCUGAUCCUACAGCGGCUGAUCCAGGGCCGCUCUCGCCCAGUGCCAGCCAACGUUGCCAAGGCAGAUUCAACCGAGAUGCAGGUCAUCUGGGAGUUUCUGGGCGGCGAUCCGCCGGUUAACUGCCGUCGAACGUUGGACCAAUUCGGGUACCCCUCGUUGCGGGACACUCGGUCACGCGACGACGAUCAAAUGCUGUACAAGCUAACCAAGGAGCGCUUCGGCUCGCACGGCUACCGACAACAGCUGCACGCGCAGGGGUCAAGCACGCGAGACGGGUCAAAUCGCAGCGGCAACGAAGGUGGGAAUGUCGGGUGGAAGGAGAGGUUGACGCGCUUCCGGGGGCAGAACGAGGACCAAGUAGGCGAGGAAGAGGUGCUGAAUGGCAAUGUUCUGAUGGUCGAUCAGCUGUGGCUAUGGGUCAUCAAUACACAAACUGUGGUUACCUGCUUCCCCAAAAGAGAGGGGGAUCCCAUCGAAGGCCCGCUGUUCCAGCAAGCGGACUUGCGAGACAGCAUCUUCAACGAGGUAAACGUCGACUUGACUCGCCAGUGCGAGAAUGCCCUCGAUCUAGCGGCGUUGUCCGUGCUGCAUGCCGUGACUGUUCUCCUGGAUCGGUCGUCUCAUCCGGACCUCGAAGUGUUUCGCAUCUUUGAGGAGGCCAUCAGUGUCUUGACUGAGAAGCUCACGAGCUCCCUCAAGGACUUCCGUACAGAGGGAGUGCGCGACAAGACCUUUGACUUUGAACCGGUCGAGAAUCGUCUGCGCUCCAUCCGCGCCCGUCACAAGGAAGAGGGUCGCCGAGCCGAACGGGAGAACCGCGACAACACCUCAGCCCUUCUCGAGCUGCGCGAUAUCGAAGACGAACUAGUGACCCUAUUGCAUCUCUUUGAGCGCCAGAGCAGAGUUAUCUCGUCGAUGCACGCCAUAUACACCCGCUCCGAGCUGCGCGACCACACAGUCAACGGUCGCGUGUUCCUCAACGAGGCCCUCAAGAAGGUCACCGAGUAUAUUCAACAAGCAGAGGAGAUGAUACGCCGGGUACGUGGCACGCGAGACGACUACGACAAGCUUCUACAGAUGGUCCAGCGGCAGGCCCAAGUCGACGAAGUACGGCUCAGCCGGCUGCACGCGGAUGUGGCCGGCGCGCAGAACCGGAGCGUCAUGAUCUUCACCGUCUUCACCGUCAUCUUCCUGCCGCUCACCUUCUUCACCGGCCUGUUCGGCAUGAACACGCGCGAAUGGGGCGGCGGCGACAACCUCUCCCUCCAGACGAUCGGCAAGAUCGCCCUGCCGUCCAGCGUCUUCCUGAUCGUCGCCUCGCUCAUCAUCGCCUGGAGCACGACGGUACGCAAGCUGUUCCGCUACUUUCUGCGGGGCGUCCGCCGUGUGCAAGAGUACGUCUACGUGUUCGUCUGGGACCCGUGCAAGCGGGCGCUGCGCGAGCUGGUCGGGUACGUGUCGUGGCGCAAGGAGGUGGAUGACGAAGGGGGCGAGGCGGUGGUGGACGGGAGCGGCAGGGCGAGCGGCGGCCCGGGCGCGCUCCGGCAGGAAGCGAGUGACUUCUGGGACAGGCAUAGACUGGAGAGGGACAAGGCGUAUAGGAUCCCGGAGGUGAAUCGCAGGGGAGUGCGCAAGGGCUGGUCGGUGAGGACGAAGAAGGACAACAAGGCGAGGUAG